UUUGGUACAUAUGCAUUUACACUGGCCGGAAGUUUGGUGACCUGUAUUGACUAUCGCUGCAGAAAAUUCUUGUUGCUAUUGUAGUAACGCUAGUGUCGUUAGUGACACCAGCAUCACACUGCGGAUUACAUUUUUCUCUGUGGAUAGGACACUAAUAAGCAGGUACACUGGAAUUUUCGGACACCCACUCGGACAUGUCAUAUGUCUUCAUCAAUGACUCAUCACAAAGUAGCGUGCCUAUGCUGCAAGCAUGCAUUGAUGGAGAUCUGGCCUUUGCUAAACGUCUCCUGGAGACCGGCUGCGACCCCAACAUUCGGGAUAUCCGUGGCCGCACUGGCUUGCACCUAGCUGCUGCACGAGGGAACGUAGAGAUAUGCCGCUUCCUGCACAAGUUCGGUGCGGACCUCUUGGCCACUGAUUACCAGGGUAACACUGCCCUACACCUCUGCGGCCAUGUGGACACCAUCCAGUUCCUGGUAUCCAACGGCUUGAAGAUUGACAUUUGCAAUCACAAUGGGUCCACACCGUUGGUCCUGGCUAAAAGACGGGGUGUGAAUAAAGAUGCCAUCCGUCUCCUGGAGGGUCUGGAGGAACAAGAGAUGAAGGGCUUUAACAGAGGAGCCCACUCUAAACUCGAGACCAUGCAAAUGGCUGAGAAUGAGAGUGCUAUGGAAAGCCAUUCUCUGCUCAACCCUAACCUUCAGAAUAGCGAGGGGGUGCUAUCCAGCUUCCGCACCACAUGGCAGGAGUUUGUGGAGGACCUUGGCUUCUGGAGGGUCUUCGCGCUGCUGGUGGUGAUUGCUCUGCUAUCCCUGGGUAUUGCCUAUUAUGUUAGUGGGGUGCUGCCCUUCUCUGCCGGCCAGCUGGAGCUGGUACACUGAGAGGUGAUCAGACCACACCAACCGAGGGACACAAGUGGGAGGAGGAGGCUGCUGGAGUUACCACGGAAACUGAUGUGCAACACGCAUAGGUAAUAGUAGAGGGAACCUGGGCUUGAGGACGCUUGAGAAUGGGCUUGAGUUUAUUCAUAGGUGCACACAUACACGCCAAUCAACAAGGCACACGUCCAGAUAGAUGAUCAGAAUGUCAUAACAAUAUGGCUAUACUGUACUAGGGAGGAAUCCAAUAUCCAAAGCUACUUAUUAUAGCAAUGAAUGAUUAUUAUUUCCUUGCUGGCACAUCUUCACUCCUCACUAUAUACCAGUAUAUAAGAAAAUGUUCAUUCCCAAUUGGGAUAGACACCAGUUGUAUGAAUUGUAAUGUCUUUUUUUUAUUAUUAUUCCUAGGGAUAGCUCUCUAUGUGUGCAAAAUGUUCUGUAUACAAUAUGUUUGUAAGUAGUUUUUGAUGUAACAUAAUUAGAUCAUCAUUAUGAUUUGCCUUUAAAUUACAAUAAAUCUUAAAAAUGA
Clupea harengus (Atlantic herring) is the source of this 1407-nucleotide messenger RNA. It is a transcript of the gene ankrd46b, whose product is annotated as ankyrin repeat domain 46b. Lineage: Eukaryota; Metazoa; Chordata; Actinopteri; Clupeiformes; Clupeidae. Gene Ontology annotation, molecular function: protein binding. The record is from RefSeq and is a predicted model, not a curated record.